UCUGUAAUCAUACGAGUGAUAAACAUAUCGGACUCCCGCUGCGCAUUCGUCCAAUUUCGUUAUCACUCAUAUGAUGACAGACCGAAUUGGACUCCACUCAGUCUUAUUACCAUUACUAAUUCAAAAAAGGUGGAUUCUUAUACGCGGGUUUUAAUUGUUCACGUUAUAGUGCGCGCGCACUUUCGAAUGGCAAGAGUCGUCAUUGGAAUUAUGACGCACUUUUGUGUUUCCCUCAGGGGUUCAAUUUGCUGUCGACUGAAGUUGUUUUUGACGAGUUUAUAAUUUCAAAGUAUAUAUCGCUCAUAAAGGUGAUUCAGAAAGAGUUUAAGCGGACAGAAUUUUGUAACGAAAUGUCUAGUUUUCUUCCUUCAAUUGAUACCGUCGGCAAAAGUUCUCUCGUCGCCGCGAAGAGGAUUUACUCGGCCGUUGAUUGCUUGGAAGGAGCUACGAGCAAUGGUCGCGGAGGGAAAAAGAAGGAUAGAAGGAAUCGGGCGCGUUCAAUGGAUGAUCAUACGCCUCACCAGAAAUCUGAAAGAAAAAAAGAAUACUCUCAGGAGUUGAGGAUGCGGAAGAAUAAAGCCCGAAUUGCGCAUGAAGAAAGUCUGGUAGAGCGAGAAAACAUGAAGGUUCUUAAAGAGAGGGGACUCCGCGAGAAGAAAAGACUGAAUCAGUUAUUUUCAGUUUACGCUGUACAGCACGGAUCCGCGUAUAGAGAAAGUGCAAAAGUCGUCAAACCGAAAUUUCCAGUUUUGUUAAAAAGUACAAAGAGUACAAAAACCACUGCGAUGUCGCGCGAGAAAAUUUCGCUUCCGCACAGCCCGCUUCCGAAUUUGCCCUCUGACAGCAGAGAAGGUUCUCAGGAAUAGUUUCUUACCAGGAAGAAAUAUCUCAAUUUCGGCUGGAAUCUGUCAAGAGUUUGUACUAUUUAGGGGAGUAUUUGGCAAUAUAUAGAAUGGAGAAACUUGCGACACACAGAAACUUCCAAGUCCUUUGUAAUUUGCAUUUUAUGGGCUUAGCUUGUGAUAGUCUUGUUUUUCUUGUUAAGUUUUGUUAUAAGCAUGGUUGUUAAUAUGGCAGCGUAAAGGGUUUUUUCUCGCUUUUGUU
Pocillopora damicornis (cauliflower coral) is the source of this 1104-nucleotide messenger RNA. RefSeq lists its product as uncharacterized. The record is from RefSeq and is a predicted model, not a curated record. NCBI's taxonomy places the organism in Eukaryota, Metazoa, Cnidaria, Anthozoa, Scleractinia, Pocilloporidae.